AAACGUGAACACACUCUACUCUAUUCCUUCUCCUUGAAAACCCUAGCGCCGCCGAAUCUCCUUCUUCCUCUCCCUCCGACCACCGCACCUCUAAUCGAAGAAAGGAGCUUAUUUUCGUGUUCAUCAUCACGUGACCUUCAACUUGAACCGUUGAUUUUUUUUGACAGUCACUUCCGGCCACCCUUUCACUGCCUCCCACCGCCGCGACUCUAGGCAAAGAACGGGGACUUUUUCUGCUCCAUUUAGCACAUCCUUUAGGAUAAACAUAUGGCUCCCCUCAACAUUUCAAAAUUUGAGGGUUUUAUUGUAUCUGAUCAAUGGCUUCAAAGCCAGUUUACACAGGUUGAACUUCAUAGCCUCAAAUCAAAAUUUGUGUCUUUCAAAAAUCAGAAUGGGAAGGUUACAUUUGGAGAUUUAUCAUCUUUGAUGAUUAAACUAAAGGCGUUUGUAGAUAUGUAUAAUGAAGAUUAGGGGGAUCUUGAAUGAAUCUGGCAAUGAUUUUACCAAUGAUGUUGAUUUUGAAGACUUUUUGAAGCUAGAGAGGCAGCUUGGUAGCUUCAAUCAAGUUGCUGUUCUGAUGCAUAAUGACUGCCUUUAUCUUUUCCAGGAGAUACUUGGAUUUGCAUUUGAGGCUAUAGAUAGUGCUGAUGGAUUUCAGAAUACUCAUCAAAUGCAACAAUAUGAGUCGGCUAAAUUCAGCAUUGAUCAGGUUGUUUUCAUUCUGCAAAAAGUGCAUAUCAUAUGGGAACCAUUUUUGCUUCCUUCAACUUACAGGAAAAGCAUGUGUACAGUAUUAGAAUCAGUUUUCUCUAGAAUUUCUAGAGAUAUACUUCUCCUAGAUGACAUAGCUGCAAAUGAGACUUUACAGGAUAAAUUUGAACAGAAAAAGUUGGAGAUUUCUUCUCAGAAGCCAACUAUUCCAGGAGAGGACGAAGCUGAUAGUCAACCAACUAAUGAAAUGCCACCUGAUUUGGAUAUAUGGGUAAUAGGGUAUUUGGUCUUGGAACCGCAUCUAAGACUUUGGUUUCUGUAUCAAAAAACCCUCAAGUCUUUCAAGUGACUCUCAAGAGGUUGAUGUUUUGAGAAGUCAAGUCCAUGCUUUAAAUGCAUCGUUGCAAAGACAAGAACAAGAGAAGAUGGUGAUGAGGCAACAAUUGCAUCGACAAGAAGAAAAGAUAGCCGAAGCGAAUAAUAAAAUUUCAUUUUUAAUGAAUCAUUUAGGAUUUGUUGGGCCUUCUUCUCAUCCACCACAACCCACUAAUGAAAGUGAGUACACAAAUGAAGAUGGCGUCGAUGAAACAGAUGAAAAAGAUUUGAUUUGUACUUUUUUUUCAUUUUGACUUAGUUUUUGGAUUGUAUUAUCUUUUUAACUUGAUGGACAAA
Messenger RNA from Vicia villosa (hairy vetch), 1383 nucleotides. RefSeq names its product centromere/kinetochore protein zw10 homolog. The transcript has 6 exons. The record is from RefSeq and is a predicted model, not a curated record. The coding region runs from base 461 to 1060 and encodes 199 amino acids. NCBI's taxonomy places the organism in Eukaryota, Viridiplantae, Streptophyta, Magnoliopsida, Fabales, Fabaceae. Gene Ontology annotation, biological process: mitotic spindle assembly checkpoint signaling; endoplasmic reticulum to Golgi vesicle-mediated transport. Gene Ontology annotation, cellular component: RZZ complex.